ACUAGCGGCGGCCUCCUCUGCUGUUACCUAAACUGGAAGGCAACGUGAGAGGAUCAUAGAGGGAUUGGAGCUAAGAGCUGUUUGGAGCGCAUGGACGUUGGGCAAGAGGGCUUUGCCCAGGAGAAGCCGCCGCCUUUGAUCCCUGAGCAUCAAGCCAGCUUUUUAUUAUAUUUCCCUCUCCUUUCUCUUUUUAAAAAUCCAUCCUCCCAAACAAAGGAAACAGAAGGAAUUUGUGUGUGUGUAUAGAUAUAUAUAUAUAUUUGCAGGAGGGAAGAAGACAUGCGUUCGAUUAGGAAGAGGUGGACUAUCUGCACGAUAAGUAUCCUCCUGAUUUUUUACAAGACAAAAGAGAUUGCAAGAACUGAGGAGCACCAGGAGACACAACCCACCGGAGAUGGUGAUCUAAGUUUAAGUAGAUCAAUGGUCAAUAGCUCUGAUAAAAUAAACCAAAAGAGUGGCUCUUCACUGUUCCAGCAUUCGGUAGAAAGAUGGAAAAUCAAUUCUUCCUUGGUACUGGAAAUAAGGAAGAACAUUCUUCGAUUCUUGGAUGCAGAAAGAGAUGUCUCGGUAGUCAAAAGCAGUUUCAAACCAGGAGAUGUAAUCCAUUAUGUGCUAGACAGACGCCGUACACUCAACAUUUCUCAGGAUUUACACAGUCUUCUUCCUGAGGUUUCGCCGAUGAAGAACCGCCGAUUUAAGUCAUGUGCAGUUGUAGGAAAUUCAGGUAUCCUCCUUGAUAGCGGCUGUGGAAAAGAGAUUGACAACCAUGAGUUUGUUAUAAGGUGCAAUCUAGCUCCCGUGGUGGAGUUUGCUGCAGAUGUGGGAACUAAAUCAGAUUUUAUUACCAUGAACCCAUCAGUUGUACAAAGAGCAUUUGGAGGCUUUCGGAAUGAGAGUGACAGAGAAAAAUUUGUGCAUAGACUAUCCAUGCUGAAUGACAGUGUCCUUUGGAUCCCUGCUUUCAUGGUCAAAGGCGGAGAGAAGCAUGUGGAGUGGGUUAAUGCAUUAAUCCUUAAGAAUAAAUUGAAAGUGCGAACUGCCUAUCCAUCACUGAGACUUAUUCAUGCUGUCAGAGGUUAUUGGUUGACCAACAAGGUUUUCAUCAAGCGACCCAGCACAGGACUCCUCAUGUACACUCUUGCUACAAGGUUCUGCGAUGAAAUUCAUCUCUAUGGAUUUUGGCCCUUCCCGAAGGAUAUAAAUGGAAAACCAGUUAAAUAUCAUUAUUAUGAUGACCUAAAGUAUCGAUUUUUUUCUAAUGCCAGCCCGCAUAGGAUGCCAUUAGAAUUUAAAACUUUAAGUGUGUUGCAUAACAGAGGAGCACUUAAAUUGACAACGGGGAGAUGUGUACAGCAAUAAAGCACAAGUCAAGGACUACAAGAGUGGUGCAGAAUAUGGGCGUUAUCAUUCAGAUUUUAUGGAACAGCAAUGGGAUCAGAACAGUGGAUAUAUCUCAGUGCACUGUAGCAAUCCAUUGGAGAACAAAGAGGUGCAUCAGAACUCCACUACCAGCUAACAUUUUUACCUGUUGAAGUGCUAAAUCUUGAGUGCAAUGGUUCGAGUAAGUGCCACUUUCACUAAGAACAAAACUUGAAUGUAUAAAAUCAGUUGUGUUUACAAGAUCCAAUGAUGCUUUCAUCACCUGUUAAAGAAGCAAGUAUUUUAUUUACUGCUCAUUUGCCACCACAGAGUCUGGCAACAUGUAAAGAAAUACCCAGGAGGUAGAAUCUGCCCUUAAGGAAAUACAAACAUCUGGCAGCAAAAAUCAAGGUGGAAUUGGCAGAGCUGUGGAUAACAUCACAAACAUCAAGCAAAGUACCUUCAGUCAGGGGAAUGCCUGACUUUGUAUUAUAACCUUUCUCUUUUUCCUUCCUGUUUUUAAAAUUAUCAUUCAUUUUCUAUGGUGUCUGGGUAUUGGAGCCCCUUAAGGGAUUUUGACAAGAUAAUAAUAAGAACAUUUUAAGUAAUCUUCAAGAAGUGGUCUUAGAAGAUCUUAUUUUUUAAAAAAAUCUUCAUUGCAUCUUGUUCUUCAGCUUAUGCUUAGUAUAUGCAUUACAGCUGAAACUGCCUCCAUGUGAUGACUUGCUGCUGCUGUACCAUAUACAGUCAGUCAUCAGGUUUUGCUCCCAUAGUCCCUGGAGAUACUCAUACCAGCAUUAGCUGCUAGCAGAAACGUGGUGUUGGCAAAGGUUAUGCAGGAAUAUUCAUUCUGCACAUUCAAAGGGAGGAAAUAAUCUCACAGAGGCUGUUUUGGGUGGUAUAAUUUGUAGAGAAGAGCUUAGCAUCUCUCAAUUGCUUUAGUUGCUUCUGUUAAGGUGAAAUACAUGUUAUGAUAAACACACACACAAGAGUGUGCUCAAACUUUUAUUUUUGGGGGAGAGCACAGCUGCAGGGCUCCAAAUGACUGAGAACACAUUCCAGAUUGGAGGUCAUAGUCAACUAAUUCCAACUCAGAGUAGACAUAUUGAAAUUAAUGAAUUUAACUUGGUCAUGUCUGUUAAUUUCAGUGGGUCUACUCUGAAUAGGGCUAGCACUGAACACCAACCUGGAGCUCCCCAUCAAAUAGCUAUUGACUCCCAAAAUUUAUUAUUUAACUUUUGGAAUCAAAUAGCAGCCAGGACAAGGAAUUUCCCACAAGAUGCUGGUGUGAUCUAGAUGUUCCAGAUGCCAAAGGUGCUUUUUGCUUCAAAGCAAAAAGUAGUCAGCUUAAACAUAGUUUUUAAGGUGUGUGUUUAUUGUAAUGUGCAGUUUGGCCUAAAGUACAAACUUCAUGGAAGCUAAAUGUGUAGUUGGACUGUAAGUCACAAAUUAACAUUUUUUAAAAGAUCUGAUGUUUCAAGAUGUUUUUAAAAGCAAGAUUCUUGCUCUCAUCGCAAAUGAACAUACCGUUAACAAGCAGGUGCCCUUACAUUUGGUACCAAAGAUUAUGCUGAUUUUGUAAUUAACGUAGCUUUAUUUUUCUUUGAAUGAUGAAAAUGUAAAUUUAGUACCGUGUGUCUGUGCUGCUUUAGAAACUGUUUUCAGUCAUUUUUUGUUUACUGUUAACUUAGUGUCUAGAUUUUGUAUGAAAGACACAUUCCUUAACUUGACUUUGUUCUUUUUGUGUAUACUUUGAAUAUCUGAAAUAGCAAAACAGAUGGUUUCCCUUUUAUUUAUUGGAAUGCGACCAUAAUCUUUAAACAAAAUAAGAUAAUUAAUCAGAAUUAAUGUAAAUAAUAAAUAGCAUUGAAACUUCACAGAUUAUAUAGUUGUCAUACCAGAUUUUUCUUUCUAAUUUACAAAACUCCUUUUAAGACACAAAUUCUUCAUAGUGCUGGACAAUAUGCCCAUUUUUUUCAUGGUCUAUAUGAAAAGCAGUAAAUGAAAACGCUCCUGUUGAGUUCCCUUGCUUUUUCUGUUCUUCCAAGCUCCACUUUCUUUUAUUAUUUGGGACAAAUUCUAUUGCUAUGCUUUUGUUCUGAGACAGUAGACAAUGAGAAUCAUUAAUGGUGACAGUAUGAGCAAGGAAGCUUGUAAACAGAAUGGCUGCAAAUCUGAAACUAUCUAGAGAGUUUCAAAGCACAACCAAUGGAGUGAUUUCAAAAACGCAAGGUGGGAGAGGAAUUAGAGUGGUUUCUCAUUUAUCUACCGAUUUCUGCCAUCUAAGAGUAGAAGGAUAAAUUAUCAAAAGCAAAAACAAUAGAUUUUCUUUGUGGUCCCAAGCACAUGCAGAAGGUUGAGGGUGGAGUGCAAGAAGACUUGGGUGGGAGAAAUCAUGGCCACAACACGUUUCUUAUAAGCAGACUAAGAUGGUUAGGCUUGGCAUAGGGCAAGGAUCUAAUCACAGAACCCGUGUGCUGUGAGAUGCACAAGCCCCUGCCACCCAUCCUGUGUGCUGAGGAACACUGCAAGAAGUUGGGUGAGGCCUCCUUGGUAUGGAUCAAUUUUGGAUGGUCCUUGGACCUGCUGUUCUGCUCCCCCUCACAUGCUGGAAUGGCUGAGCAGCCCAAAUCUGCACCAUGGUGCUGCCACACAAUAUGGCAUGUUCCUCUCACCUUUGCCCUCCUCCUUCCCACCAGGCCACAAAAUGGGCCCCUGGUAAAUCUGGAGCCUCAGCUUUUUAGCCCUUUUCAGGUGUUCAGCACCCUUUUCACACCCAUCAUCCCCCAAUCCUUCACAUAUUUAGUAUGCUUAGCUGAACACAGUUAGUAGUCCUCUGCAGGCCUUAGUGCACAAUGGUCUUAGAGGAAUCCACUUGCUCUCUCCUAUUCACUUUUAACCCUUGUGUGUUCAAGAGGCUUUUGAUAUAAUAGAAUGGUGUGUAUAAGGAAGGGUGGGCUGAUUGUGUCAUUCCUUCACAUGUGGAAUAAUCUUGCUCAUUCAGGAAACUAUCAGGCCAACAGUUUAAUCCAGCAUCCUUUUUUCCACAGUAGCAAAUCAUAUUCCUCUGGAAAGUCCACAAGCAGGCCAUGGAGACAAAAACCUUGUCCUAUUUUUCCUUCCCUAGAUCUCAUUUUCAGUGGCAUUCUGCCUCUUUUUUACUCUAAAUAAGUGUGACUCAUCAGGGGCUUCAUACACUGGAUGAAUAUGAUAAACCCCAUAUUAAAAAAGCCGAUUGUGAGGUCUCUUGCCAUCAUUAUCAUUUGUUUCUCUCCUUCUUUUCCCUACAAAAGGAAGCCCAAACUGGAGAGAGAAAAGUCUGGGAGGAAAGUGUAGUCCCCAGUCCUAAGGACUUGGCUUGUAAGCUCCAAAAAUUUCACUGGAAAAUUUGUGCUUAGAGUGUCUUUUUUUUUCAGACCAUAAGAAAAAUUCCAUAGGCUAUUUGAUAACUACAAUAAUGCAGACUUUUGUUUUGAAGCUUAGUAAUUUUAGAGCAGUCUAAUCAGAAUGAUUGUCCAUAAAAGAUAUCAGCUGACAUGCAGUCAUCAUAAAGAAGCUGAGAUUAGUGCCUUUUUCAUCAUCAAUAAAGUUAUUACUGAUAUUUCUUUAAUGUUUUUAAAGAUGAUUUGUUUUAAUAUACUGUUUUUAAGAUAUUUAAGAUAUUUUAGAAUGUUUUUAGUGGGGUUUUUUUGGCACCCUGGGCUCCUUCUGGGAGGAAGGGUGGGAUAUUGUUAUUAUUAACAACAACAACAAAACAAUAAUAAUAAUAAUUUUCUGUCAGUUUUUUCCCUUAUUCAGGCUAUUUCCAAAUGUCAAUAAUCAAGAAAGGGCUAAAAAACUAGUUAACAAAGCCGUUUUUAUGUUUUCCAUCUCAGGGAAAGUUCCAUUUCCCAGUAUAAACACAACAGGAAAAAACACCGUUCAAAAUAGAUGACAUCCUAUCAAUUUACAUAAAAAAGAAGCAGUAUUGUUCUAUAACAGAAUAAGGCUGCAAUCCUAUAUACAUGUACUUGACAGCAAGUCUCAUUUAAUUGAAGGGGACUUACUUCUGAGGUGACAUGUAUAGGCUUGCUCUGUAAACAUGCAUAGGCUUGGACUAUAAAAGAAACAAUUACAUGAAGCACAAGGACAACUAAAUCAGAUUUAAAUGAUGCUGGGAAAGAUUUAAAUGAUUGGGAUGGUCUGUUAAAAAUACAAUGUUGCAGUGGUUCGCUGAGCAUCUCAUUUAGGUCUUGUAUCUAGUUCACUGAAAAUCUAAAAUGAUGGGGUUUUAUAUCUUUUUUCCUGGGUACUGCUGUUUUGGGGUUUUCUCUCUUCAUUUUGUGCAUGUUAAGCAGAGCCCAAGAUAACAACACCUGUGCUUUCUCCUCUUUGUCAGAAUCCUGUUGCUCUUAUAGAUUUUUCUGUUACAUGAGCACAGAUUCUGGAAUUUUCCCUGCAUGUCACCAACAGGGCUUUUCUCAUAUCCUCUCCUAUGUCUUUGUCUUGAGUUGUUAGUAUAUUUCCUUUCCCUGUGUGCAGUGAAAACAGGCACCAUUUGAAAUCUGCAUUCUUUGUGGAGAUCAGGCUCUUGGAGCAGCCUAACCCACAUCUGAUGCCCUCCAGAUGUUUUGAACUACAACUACCAUCAGCCCCAGCCAGCAUGGCCAUGUUUCCUUGGGCUGAUGGGAGUUAUAGUCCAAAACAUUUGGAGGGCACUAGGGUUGGAAAGACUGUCCUAGAGCUUCAAGAGUAGUAAAGGUAGCCUACAGAAACUGCAGUAAGGUUACAGUCAGUGGGACUGACUUAUACUCAUCAUAUGGUAUUAAGUUACAAGUGUUCAGAUGCAAGUAAAGAAUAAAUUAUUUUUUCUGUUUUCAUACCUUUCCAUAGCAUAGGUUUGUUGCCUGGUUCCUACCAUGAAUAGCUACUGCGAUAGAAAAUCAUUAUUGCCCAGCACUAUCUCCAGCAUCUACCCAGUGGGCAAAAUCUGAUCCCUUAAUGUAAAACUAUUCCUAUAGUCUCUUUAGAAAUGCAAAGUAAGAAAAGGAAUUUGUUUUCAUUCAGAUAAUUUUUCUUGUGAAUACUUGUAAUUCAUAAACUGGUGUUUUAUAAUUCAUGUUUUUCUUUU
Molecule: messenger RNA, 6469 nt
Organism: Rhineura floridana
Lineage: Eukaryota; Metazoa; Chordata; Lepidosauria; Squamata; Rhineuridae
Gene: ST8SIA4
Product: ST8 alpha-N-acetyl-neuraminide alpha-2,8-sialyltransferase 4
Exons: 5
Coding region: 280-1359 (359 amino acids)
Biological process (GO): N-glycan processing; oligosaccharide metabolic process
Molecular function (GO): alpha-N-acetylneuraminate alpha-2,8-sialyltransferase activity
Source: RefSeq, a predicted model, not a curated record